AUGGCGAACGUUGCAGUUUUCGAGAGCUGCACUGCCAGGUGCUCAAGCACGACCACUUGCGUGGCACUUAAUUACUUCCGCCGGACCAGCACUUGCACUUUGCUCAAGGACAAGUCUGGUAUAUCCAGCGCAAACGAUGACACGGAUUCCGCACAACUCAAUACCGGAGGCUCCUUUGCCUCAUUGCCACUCGAUGCUUCUGGCGCAUACAACCCGCCGAACAGUGAAUUCGCCUUCCAGGUCGCCACAAACAUGGUCUUCGGCUACUCGCCAUCCGACUUGACCAGGUCUGUGGCAACUACGAAUUUCGCAGAUUGCAUAAACCAGUGUGCGACCACUGAUCGCUGCGUCAUGGUGAAGCCGAAGUGGUUGCUCGAGAUCUCGCCCAACUACUACGACUUCGACAGCACAGCUUUGAGAAGGGUGAAGUAUAGACAUCACACGGAGGACGGCGCAGAAGAUGCAGCGGCGGUCGGGAGUUAA
Messenger RNA from Fulvia fulva, 483 nucleotides. RefSeq lists its product as uncharacterized. The record is from RefSeq and is a predicted model, not a curated record. NCBI's taxonomy places the organism in Eukaryota, Fungi, Ascomycota, Dothideomycetes, Mycosphaerellales, Mycosphaerellaceae. The transcript has a single exon. Bases 1 to 483 code for a protein of 160 amino acids.